AACUUUGUGGAGGUGAAACCACUACCGUCCAAAGAUUGUGAGCAAAUCAUCCGAACACUGAUGGAAAGGUCCAACCGGAAAGUUACAUACGAGCAAUGGAAACUCAUCAUGAAAGCUUUUGAAAGUUGUACACUUCCGCUUUUUGUGACCUUGACCUAUCAACAGGUCACUGAUUGGUGUUCCUACGACAACAUUCCACCAGGGACCUUAAUGACGACGAUUGAGGCGUCCAUUGUGAAACUUUUUGAGCGAAUGGAACAGAAACAUGGUAAAGUGUUUGUUUCAAAAGCUUUCGGAUACAUUACAGCAGCUCGGAAUGGGUUGAGCGAAAUGGAACUAGAGGAUAUUUUAUCUCUGGACGAUGAAGUCUUAAAUAGUGUUUUUGUGUUAUGGGUUCCACCUAUCCGACGUCUCCCUCCUAGCUUAUGGUCACGCCUACGACUGGAUAUGUGUCCGUUUUUGGUGGAACGGGAAUCGGAUGGCAUCUCCGUUUUGUCUUGGUAUCAUCAACAGUUUGUAAACGUAGUGACGGAGAGGUAUCUAGAUUACAUGGACGCCAUUAAAAUCCAUCAUAUUAUUGAGGAAUACUACAUGGGAACCUGGGAAUCUCUGCCAAAAUCCUUCCAAUAUUCUCCCCUU
Messenger RNA from Lottia gigantea (owl limpet), 639 nucleotides. RefSeq lists its product as hypothetical. The record is from RefSeq and is a predicted model, not a curated record. NCBI's taxonomy places the organism in Eukaryota, Metazoa, Mollusca, Gastropoda, Lottiidae. The transcript has a single exon. The annotation marks the transcript as partial.